UGGGUGAGUCCUGAGGAGGCAAAGAGGAAUGCCUUGGGCCUGGCCAAGCUGAUGGGCUGUACAGAAGGUGAGGAAAGGGCCAUAGUGAGUUGCUUGCAGGAAAAGAAAGUGGAAGAAUAUCCAAUACAAACAUUGUUGCUUCAGGAUCGCAAGAGCACUGUGAACUUUCCCACUGUACCAACAACAGAUGGAGAUUUCCUUCCUGAUGACCCACAGAAACUUGUGGAGUCCAGGCGCUUUCAGUCUAAGCCUAUCAUGAUUGGUACCACCUCU
Messenger RNA from Gekko japonicus, 273 nucleotides. Its product is annotated as acetylcholinesterase-like. The record is from RefSeq and is a predicted model, not a curated record. Gene Ontology annotation, cellular component: plasma membrane. Gene Ontology annotation, molecular function: acetylcholinesterase activity. Gene Ontology annotation, biological process: choline metabolic process; acetylcholine catabolic process. The annotation marks the transcript as partial. Lineage: Eukaryota; Metazoa; Chordata; Lepidosauria; Squamata; Gekkonidae. The transcript has a single exon.